This is a messenger RNA of Pichia kudriavzevii, 4962 nucleotides long. RefSeq lists its product as uncharacterized. The record is from RefSeq and is a predicted model, not a curated record. Gene Ontology annotation, cellular component: anaphase-promoting complex. Gene Ontology annotation, biological process: protein K11-linked ubiquitination; anaphase-promoting complex-dependent catabolic process; metaphase/anaphase transition of mitotic cell cycle. The transcript has a single exon. Bases 1 to 4962 code for a protein of 1653 amino acids. Gene Ontology annotation, molecular function: molecular adaptor activity. NCBI's taxonomy places the organism in Eukaryota, Fungi, Ascomycota, Pichiomycetes, Pichiales, Pichiaceae.
AUGCUUUGUAAUAUAGGAUUCUCUGCCGCAAAAAUCUCUGAUGAGAGUUCAUCAAGUAGCGACUAUAAGAUAAAACUUUAUCCUGACAAGCAAAAGCUUUGCAUUUAUGAGAGGUCAGUCAAAUGGUUCUCAGGUGGAGUCAACAAAAGAAAUAUCAAUGUUGAAAGUGAUAUAGUCGAUGCGUUCUUUACGAGUUUUGAAGGCCCUUCAGAUUACGGGGUCUCAAAACAUGAUAACGCAAACGAAAAGAAUGAAACGGUAUUAGUGCUCAUACUUGAAGACCAAAUAAGGGUUUAUAACAAGGAUAAGUCGGCCAUAGUAGUCAGUUUUCCAAUGCAUAUCAAAAGCGCAUUUCCGUUUUAUAAGGGAAUAGUUUUAGGAAAGAAAGUGGAUAGUAUUCCAUCUGAUCCUUUGAGUGGUUUUAACAUCAAAUCUUCCAUGACCAAUAAUAUGUCUAAUGCUAUGUCUCCACUGAGUAAUAGAUCGUCCAUAAAGGCAGCAUUGAAUUUGUCUGUUGGAGAUGUGAAGCCCUCCCAAAUAUCCAACCCCAUUACUGAAAGUAACUUUUUGGUCCUAACAGAUAUGAUGGGUGAUCCAGGAUUAAUUGUUUCUUCUUCUACCUCUUCAUUUUCGGUCAAUGAGGAACUAGUUUUAUUUCCACGUUUUGCAAACAAUUGCUUGGCGGCAACAUUCAAUCAUACCGAGAAAAAUAUCUCGAUAUAUUUCACUAGGUACUUAAAUAAGUCCAGAAAUUCUAAAGUGAAAUCCCAUCUGGCAAUGACUCCCAGAAAGAACAGCAAACGAUCGACAUCUUCUUCAGGGGCCUUCUUGAACUCAUAUUCUAAGAUAUUUGAAGAUGAAAUGAGGCCAUAUAGAACGACCUCAAAUCCUCUUUCAUUUGACCGUAUGGCACCCGGAGCUGAAUAUGGAGCCGAUAUAUCUUCCAAUAAUUUAGGAAGCAGUUUAGUAACCAAUUUUGAAAGUUGGAAUUUGAAGAAAGAUGCUAUUUUUACCAAGUUAACUACUAUUAAUUUUAAAUCAGACUUUUCCAAGCUGAAAACUUUUGCUCUAUCAUAUAAUGAAGAGGAAGCGUUGAUUCUCGUAAAUAUGGAACUUGAGACGAUUGAAAUAAUUUUAUUUAGAAAAUCGUCAAACCAGAUAGGGUUGUUUGAAAUGAAGAGCAGUACCACUAUCAUGGGAUUAGACGCUGUCAAAUUUGACAUGGGAGAUGCUGAUUUUCCCUACAUUGCUAUAUUGAAUAGUAGAAAGGAAAUGGUUCUUUACAACGUGUUCUAUCAAAUUUUUUCUCCAACAAUACGUUUGCCUCAUUUUUCUUUUGAAGCCAUUGGAUUUGAUGACAGUUGUGAAAGCGAAAUAUCUUUCCUUUGCGAAUCUAGUCGUCAUUUUUCACUUCAUCUUCACGUAACCCCAAAAGAUAAGCUAGUGGAGAAUUUGAUGAAAUCUUUGAAGUACUUAAGUCAUGAUCAGAUUUUUCAAAAUUUUUGGCUAAAUUGGUGUGCUAAUUCCUCUUUAGAGAUCCCACAUGGGGACGAUUGGUCAGUAUAUGUUAUAACGUUGCUUUCUAUGAGCCUACCGGAGCGUAUCGAUUUGCAAUACGUGGAUACGAAUAUGAACGAAAUCACUAAGUUAAUACCCUAUGUGAUUAUGGCAAGAUCGAAAGUAAAAAAGAACUCACUUAAAACCUCAAAGUUGUCCGAAUACUCACUGGAAUCUCUGUUACCUAGAAUUGUUUUGUCCUUGCACAUAAUAAGGGAAGACCUUCGUUUAAAUAUUCUGUUAGCUGAAAAAUUUCACAAAAUUUCGGUUCUUCUAGUGCAGCUCGUUUCUUGGAUGUCCUGGUCAGAAGUGUGGCUAGACUAUUAUGGCAUUGAUCUAUCGAAUAUAGACCGAUCACUCAAGCUAAAUUUACCUGAAUAUGUUGCUGUUCCUCCUGACAUCAUGAAAUCAAUAUGCAGUUUGUUCUCUGACAGCAUACUUGGCUUUGUAACAUUUUCCGUAGUUGCUGGUGAGGAUGAAAUGAUUGAUAAAAUUGUCACACCGAGAACUUACAACACACUAAGAUUAUUUGAGAUUAUUGUCUCUCCCGACUUUGAUAGCAUGGAGCUGAUUAAAAACAUGGUUGCAUCUGAAAUUAAUGGUGCAGAAAUUGAAACAUAUCCACCAGGUAUUUAUUUUAUCUAUAAGAAUACAAUUGAACUGUGUCAGAAGAAGUUGAGAUUAAAUUGGAAUGUGUCAGAAGAGGAACUCAAAUUAGUUGGAAGAGAGGAUUUGCUAUACUUGGAAUCAGAGAGGAAGAAGCCAUUUAUAACAAGUGUAGGCUCAGGAGGCGUGCUCAAAAGCACUAAAGAUAUUUUGGAUGAAUUAAGUCAGAACCAGACAUUUAAUGCCUGGGAUGGCCAAGCUGAAGCGGAUAUAUUUAACGUAACCAAAUUAAUAUUUUCACAGGAUAGAAGAUUUUAUGAGCUUACUAAGUUACUUCAGACUUCAAAAGUUCAAACAGUCACUUACGCAACCGACUUGCUAAUGAAUGACAAUGAAAGGUUGGAACAUCAGAGAGCUAUCAGUGCAAGAAUUGCCUUAAGGACAUUGACUACCCCUAUUGGAAGAGGAGCGGUUUUCAAUUCAAGCAGAACGCCUCUGGUUACAGAGGGCUUUCCUAUUCCAAAAAUGUGUUUUGAUACAUUGAUUUUACCGGACAAUGUCAACGUGUCCUUGAAGCAGGAUUCUAUACCAAAGAACCUAUUAGAUUGGGGUUACUUUCACAACGGGGCAAGUGCCGGCCUAUUGGUUUCGAAAGAAUUUAAAGGAGUGAGUGGCAGCUGGGUGGCUUUUAACCGACCACCUAUUUUAAAUGCCCAACAUGCUGGAUUUUUAUUUGGUUUAGGUUUGAAUGGCCAUCUAAAAGAUCUAGAAGAAUGGCACAUCUAUAAUUAUUUGGGACCAAAGCAUCUUCAUACUAGUAUUGGUUUAUUGAUAGGAAUGGCUGCAAGUUUGAAGGGAACAAUGGACAUUAAAAUGACUAAAGUAUUAUCUGUUCACGUUGUUGCAUUUUUGCCACAAGGAUCUACUAACUUGAAUGUGCAGUUACCGGUACAAACGGCAGGAAUCAUUGGGAUCGGUUUAGUUUAUCUUGAGACCCAACACCGUAGAAUGUCUGAAAUUCUUCUUACUCAAAUAUGUUCAGCGCCCACCAUUUACGAUAAAGCGGUAGUUAGUGAAGGUUACCACUUAGCCUCUGGGUUUGCUUUAGGUUACAUCAACUUAGGUAGCGGCGAUACCAUACUAUCAACAACUGACAACCAUAUAGUUGAAAAAUUGAUCUCAUAUGGCACUUCCCUAAGAGAUGCUCAAACUUUGAAAGAAACAGACAAGUGUUGCUCAGGUGCUGUAAUUGCGUUGGCACUUUUGUUUUUGAAGACAAAUAACAGUGAGAUUGGAGACAAAUUGAGCUUACCUAAAACAAUUCAAUUAUUAGAGUAUAUAAGGCCAGACAUAUUAAUGCUAAGGUGCCUAAGUAAAAACUUGGUGAUGUGGAAUCAAAUUGAACCUACAAAAAAGUUUAUUGAAGACCAGGUUCCCCGUUGUAUUUACAAGCAAUUUUCAAUCGACUCCAUCGAUGGCUUAGAUAGUGAAAUUAUUCCCUAUAUUAAUAUUAUAUCUGGGGCAGCACUGUCUAUAGCAAUAUGUUUUGCGUCGACAGCCAACUUUGAGGCUAAGAAAACUCUGUUGUACUAUUUUGAUAUCCUUCUAGAUCUGGGAAUGAUUGAACCGACGAAUUAUGAUGAAAAGCUAACGUUGUACUAUGUUAGAAAUUCCAGGGACUUAUUAGUGCUAGGGCUUUCUGUCGUUAUGGCCGGUACAGGAGACUUGGAUAUAAUGAAACGAUUGAGAUACCUACAAGGUAUUACUGAUGAAUAUACAAGAUACGGAAAUUAUAUGGCAACGAAUAUGGCACUCGGCUUUUUAUUUCUAGGUGGUGGUCAGCAAGCUUUUAAUAGCAAUAACAACUUUUCAAUUGCGGCUUUGAUAACUUCCAUUUAUCCCAUGUUUGGCUCGAACAAUUACGAAGAUUCAGACGAUCAAGAGUUGGAUCCUAGUACUGGUUUAGGUAGAUCGAAUAAUGGCAAGAAUGAUUUGCACUUGCAAGCAUUACGUCAUUUUUGGGCAUUGGCAGUUGAAAAUAGGUGCUUGAUUGUUAAAGAAGUAGGAAAUAGAGAGCCGAUAAAGAUCGAUGCUGAAAUAGUUCUGCUUAAUAAAACAAGUUUGAAAGUGACUGCUCCAUGUUUGUUACCAGACUUAAGUCUAGUCAAAAAAAUUAUUGUCAACUCGAAAAACAAAUAUUUUCCAGUAGAGUUUGAUUUGAGUAGGUCUAGUCAUAAUGCAAGAGAGGAAUUUAAGAAAAAAAUGACAAUAUAUAUUGACAAAGAUGGGCGCUAUAAAACUUUGACUCUUGACUAUGAUGAGAUAGUAGAAAUGGAUAGUGAUUUGAAGAAUCUAAAGAUAUCUGACAAAGAAACAAGUGUUGACCCUCUGAGAAGUCUGAGUAUAUUCAACAAUUUAGAUGAGAUUGAAAAGGAUAUAAUGUUUGAUUAUAUUAACGGUAAGACUAGAGGAUACGUUAGUGGAUUUAGCUUAUUUGAUUUUAAGUUGGAACUUGAAAGAAUAGUCAAUAAUGAAGGGAUGAAGAAUGAUGAAAAAAUGGUAAAUUUGAAAUUGAUCUUUAAUUUUGUUGAUAGUACAAUUACAUCCUGUUAUGAGGAUGUUAACAAACGGAAAAGAAGAAAGAAGACCAAAGGCAGCGAAUCGAAUUUCAAUCUUGAUAAGGAAGAUAAUGAGUGCAUAAUUACCAAUGAAGUACUUGGACCAGGAAAGGAAUUGAACUACUUAAAUGUUGAGUUUAUAGAGAAAUUGAAGAAGGAUCUUUUCUCACAAGUGAUUUGA